CUCAUACCGACGGCGGCUGUGCUUCCACAACAACAACAACAAACAACACCAACGUCACAUUCCACGCCUACUAAUGCGGUUAUGUAUGAAGAACCCUCUCCAGUGCCAAUUGCUUCUGUGCAACAGCAACAACAACAGCAACAUCUCCUGCCCACUCAACAGCAUCAACAGCAGCUCGCAGCUACACCAGUUGGUGGUGCCCACAGUCCUUCCCAAACACCUUCAGGUGCCCAACCUCAAACACAGCAACAUCUCACCUCUCCACACCACCAACAGCAACAACAACAACAACAGCAGCAAGCGAAUAGUGUGCCUCCUGGUGCGUCUGCGAACCUCCAGCAACAACAACAACAACAACAACAAAACUCAGCAGUGGCGUCCGCCCAAACGCAGAUUGUUGCGCCGUCAACGGCGAGUGUUUCCCCCUCCAGUGUUAGUUCCCAACCCCCAGACAUGUCAUUGUUAGCACCUCUGCACAUACCCGCGAUCCGACCUGGUUUUGAAGCUGACGCGACGGCAGCAGUUAAAAGACAUCCUCAUCCUUGGGCUUACGAUGGUGAUGGCUUCAGUUCACAAUAUCACGCAUCACAAUACUUUCUAGAUCGAGACCGAAAGCCGGUUUUUUAUGGUUACCCCGAGACGCAAUAUCAGCCGUAUUGGAAUUAUCGGGAACAACCUACACCCGCUGCAGCGGCCUACAUGAGCGCUAGUGAUGAACGGCAUGCUGUCGCAGCUGCUGCCCGCCAAUCCGUCGAGGGCACUUCGCAGUCUAGUUAUGAAACGCCAACGUAUUCUUCGCCAAGCGGGCUGCGUGGGUACCCAAGUGAAGCUUAUUCAAGUUCAGGUGGUACAGCUGGAAUUUCUGUUGGUACGGUUGGGCCUUGUACUCCCACCAAUGCCCUACAUGAAUGGACUGGACAAGCUUCGGUGCGGAAAAAGCGUAAGCCCUACUCCAAAUUUCAAACUCUUGAAUUGGAGAAGGAGUUCCUUUACAACGCUUACGUCUCCAAACAAAAACGUUGGGAGCUAGCAAGAAACUUAAAUCUUACUGAACGGCAGGUAAAAAUUUGGUUUCAAAAUCGUCGUAUGAAAAAUAAAAAGAAUUCACAACGUCAAGCCUCCCAACAGAAUAACAAUAACAGCGCCAAUAGUAAUCAUAACCAUGCGCAAGCGACGCAACAGCAUCACAAUACUCAUCAUAUGAAUUUGGGUUUGAGCAUGGGGCAUCAUACGGCUAAAAUGCAUCAGUGACCUUUGGACAACAGCAGUGCCAGCGCCAUGGGCUUCCCCACCUACUAGCAUUUGGUGAACAUAAAAACCGAAAUGCAGCCAGAAUUUCUGUAAAUGACAAUUUCAACCUACAUAUUCAUAUACAUCAAAAUAUUGCCAUAAUUAAAGUUCAGAAAUCUUAUUAUGGAUCAACAGUAAUCAAAGAAUUACCUGUUUAAACCUUAAUUGCAAAGAAAUKAUUGUAAUUAAAGAUCUUAUUUGUGUUCAUAUUAUUUUAUAUUUUUCUAUUUAACAUUACGCAAUGUUGGCUUAAAUUUCUGUGUAUUCAAACCUUUUUCCCAGUGUAAUUUCUGAUAAGGGAGUGUUGCAAUCCAUUGUUUAUUAUUUGAAGUUUUAAAUAACUUUUGCUURGUUUAAACAGAAUAAAUUUCAUUAUUUUGAUCACUAAGAUGUUUUUACGUUCAAGUACAAGAUAUUAGAGAUAGUAAGAAUACAAUAUUGGUAAAUAAUGGUAAGCAAGCCCAGUAAUUUGAAUAAUUUACAAUAUCAUAAGCAAUAAAUUGUUUGCAGGUUGUUAGGCUGAUGUUCACUUAUUGCAUGCAAAUAUUAAAGUAUGCAAUUUAUAAAGACAUKAUAGAGGCACUGCUACAGUCAAAGUAACGUUUGAGGUAGACUAUAAAUACUAAUAAAUAUCUUAAAUAUAUUUAACUUAAACUACAUUUAAAAUAAUAAUUAAGUAAUUUAUAUGUAAUGUGGAAGUGUAGUGGAAUAGUUGGCUCUUAAAAAGGAUGUAUAAAAGAUUUGUCAAAUUCUCAUAAAAACCUAUUUAAUAUAUGUAUCUUAACAAAUAUAUGAUUAAACAACAAUUAAAUUUUAAGAGUAUAAAAAAGGAUUAAACUUAUUAGUGAAAGCACGUAUUGAGAAAAAUCAUUUAAUAUUUAUGAGAGUCAAAAAUUACAAUGUUAAACAAAAAUAAGCAUUAUCUAAGUGUGUUAUCUCGUAAAGUUACAAUAUAAUGCGCACAUAAACACUCACGUAAUAUUUGCACAUAUGCAAAGGGACACUUCUAUAAUAAUGACUGCAUACGAUUGUAGUCAUCCAUGUAGGCAAACAUACGUACAUACAUGUAUAACUCAUUAAUCCACUAUAUUAUAUAACGUAAAUGAGAAAUAGAAUAAAAAUAUUUCAUUAUCAAAACAGCUUGUACUUCUAAAUGUAUUUGCAAUGAACGUGUCAUAUAUUGUCGCUGUGCAACUACUUGGUGUAAUUUGUAUUUGUCGUCUUUGUAUUGUAUUUUAAUUAAUUAUUGUAAAUACAUAAAUUUUGAAUAUAUGCAUAUUAACAAUAUUGGAAAUCCAAAAAUUGAAACAAAAAUAGUACCAAUUAAUUUUCAUUUACUCUAAAUAAAAUGCAGGAAAAAUGUGACUACUGAAAAGUUUGCUUAUAAUUUAGAUAAUGAAAGCAAUUUGCACACCUUCAGAGUAGAAGCGAAUUUUUAGGGGAAGAUUUUCUAUCUUUAAAUAUUUGACAUUAAAAAUAUGGUAAACUAAUCACUGAACUGGAACAAUUAUUCACUUUUGGAUCUCGCAUAGUCAAUCAUAUCUAAAGAGCUCCAUUUCCAUAAUAUUUGCUAAUUGGAUUAUUUUGAUGAAUAGUAAAUUAUUUGUACCACUUCUUUCGUUGGCAUAAUAUGGAUUUGCAAAUAUUUGAAGCUAAAAAAGAAAUACAAGCUUGAAGACGACGCGAAUAUUUUAUGUAAUUCCAGAAAAAG
Bactrocera latifrons is the source of this 3001-nucleotide messenger RNA. RefSeq names its product homeobox protein abdominal-B (gene Abd-B). Gene Ontology annotation, cellular component: nucleus. The record is from RefSeq and is a predicted model, not a curated record. Gene Ontology annotation, molecular function: RNA polymerase II cis-regulatory region sequence-specific DNA binding; DNA-binding transcription factor activity, RNA polymerase II-specific. NCBI's taxonomy places the organism in Eukaryota, Metazoa, Arthropoda, Insecta, Diptera, Tephritidae. Gene Ontology annotation, biological process: regulation of transcription by RNA polymerase II. The coding region runs from base 82 to 1251 and encodes 389 amino acids. The transcript has 6 exons.